Molecule: messenger RNA, 1313 nt
Organism: Schistosoma rodhaini
Lineage: Eukaryota; Metazoa; Platyhelminthes; Trematoda; Strigeidida; Schistosomatidae
Source: the annotation of a GenBank genome assembly
AUGUUAGAAAUGAAUUUAUCAACUAGAAUGAUACAAACUAAUCAUUCAUUGUUUUUUUCUAUACACAAUAAACCUUUAACACAUUUUACCACUGAACCAGUUGAGAUUUAUUUACCAAGUAUUAUUGCUUCUACAAUCUUUCUUAUAACUAUUGCUAUAAUUGGAAUCAUAGGGAAUAGUCUUGUUAUAUGGGCAUUUAGAAAACAAGUUAAACAAGGUAUUAUUUCUGGUUUAUUUAUACUAUUGCUAGCUUGUAAUGAUUUAUUUAUUUGUCUUAUUGUAAUCCCAUGUACAUUAUAUUUAGAUAUAUGGACAGGUGAUACAACUGAUUGGAUAUGUCGUAUACAUUUAACAAUGAAAGGAUUUGUUGUACCUAUUUCAGCAUGUAUAUUAAUGUUAAUAGCAAUGGAAAGAUUUUUAUUAAUUUGUUUUAUACCUGGUAUACAAAUGCAACGUACACAGAUUGUAUUAUCAUUAGCCAUUAUAUUAUGGAUUGGUUUAUUAUGUGCUAUCCCAAUGGGAUUACAUGUACGUGCUAUUGAUGUGUUUAAAGAACGUGAUGAAUUAUUAGAUUUAAAUACACUGAAGUAUGGAUUAUCAACCUUGGAAAAUGAUGAAUGGCUUAAUCAAUUACGUGUAUCCAAACGAUGCGAUAAAGAUGAUACAUACAUUAAUGAUCAAUUAUAUUGGUAUCAUCAAAUAUGUGUACUCUUAUUAUUUUUAGUAUUAUUUCUUGGAACAGCUGGUGUAUAUGCUUUAAUAUUUCUAUUUGUUUGGAGGCAUGAAUCAUUUAUGUAUGAGAAAUAUGGUAAUUCAAAAAUGAAAGGUAAUUGGGUACGUAUUCAUGCUACACCGAAUUCUUCAACUGAUAUGAAUGUUACCAAAUGGAAUUCUAUUAAAAAACGAAUAUCAUUUCGUAAAAAGUUGAAAGAAUCAAAUAGUUUACAAAAUGAACAAGAAGAUAAACAAAACUCUAAUAUCUUUGAACAUGAUGAAAAACAACAAUUGGAACUUCAGAAUGGUCAACAACAUCGACAGAGUUGCUAUGAACAAGGGUCCAAUUUAUCACAACCUCAAUCAAAUCUACAACAACAUACAUUGGGAAUUCAUCCAACACUAACAGAUAUGACAACAUCGAUAAGUUUUGUCACGUCUAAUUUAGAUAGAAUAAGUUGUGUAUGCUUAUGUGAAAGAAAUGAUAACACUGAAUUUAUUCAAACUAGUCAGUGUUCAAUUCCUAAAGAUCAAGAGUUCCAUGAUCGUAAUAGUGGUAAAGACAAUGAACAGUCACAUUGUAUGACACAUUUGACUAG